Coturnix japonica (Japanese quail) is the source of this 5136-nucleotide messenger RNA. It is a transcript of the gene YPEL1, whose product is annotated as yippee like 1. Lineage: Eukaryota; Metazoa; Chordata; Aves; Galliformes; Phasianidae. The record is from RefSeq and is a predicted model, not a curated record.
CCGGGAGCGAGGGCGCGCGCGCGCGCACGGUGAUUGGCUGCCGGCGGCGGUGGGAGCGCGUUUAACGGCCGCGGCGCCCCCGAACCGGGGGGAACAAAACAAAGGCGGCGGGUCAGGAUGUACCGGCCGGAGCGCGGCCCAGGGGCGGGGAGCGCCGAGCCCAGAGCCCGGCACGGACUGUGACCCCCCUCCCCAACCCCCGGCCGCCGCCACGCGCACACGCCGCUCUUUGUUUUCGUUGCCCGUCGCUGCGGGGCUCGUGGUGUCCGUGUCCGGGCGCAGCUGACGGAGCGCGGCGCUGCCGGACCGGGAGCGGAGCCGGUUGUGACUGUUUCUCUUCUGUCAUUUGUGUGGAAAGUGCCACACACACUCCAGAACAACAACGGCUUUUGCUUGCAUAUUCCAGUGUUUCUUCUGUCAGCGAGUUCAGCAAAGUUGCAAUUCUUCCAGUGCCAGCCCUGAGCUGAGUGAGGAGCCACCAGCAGAAAUGGUAAAAAUGACAAAGUCAAAAACGUUCCAGGCUUACCUGCCCAACUGCCAUCGGACCUACAGCUGUAUCCACUGCAGAGCACACCUGGCCAAUCACGAUGAACUGAUCUCCAAGUCCUUCCAGGGCAGCCAUGGCCGUGCCUACCUGUUCAACUCGGUGGUAAAUGUGGGCUGUGGUCCAGCAGAGGAGAGAGUUCUUCUGACAGGUUUACAUGCUGUGGCAGAUAUCUAUUGUGAAAACUGUAAAACCACUCUUGGAUGGAAAUAUGAACAUGCUUUUGAGAGUAGUCAGAAAUACAAAGAAGGAAAAUUCAUCAUUGAACUUGCCCACAUGAUAAAAGACAAUGGCUGGGAGUGAAUCAUAACCUUUUUCCUUCUUUUUGGACAAUACUCUGUGGAACGUGCUUUACAAAGACUAAUGCAAAGCAAAGGAAGAGCUUGGCUAGAGUGGCCCUGAGAAUAUCACUGAACUCUGAAACCUCACAGAUGAGUAGUGUAGUGUAAGUGGCUAUUUCAGGCCAUGUUUGCCUUUUCUCCUUGUGUAAGUUCCCUCUUUUUGUACGUGUAUUAUUGUGUGAACAGUUGUUUUGGAACAUUUUGGAUGACCUUUUUCUAAACUCAAACUAGAGAAACAGUUCACUAAUUGAAAAUGGAUUUUACUGGUUAGCGUCUGUUUUGACCUAUGCCUUUAAUGCUACCUUCUGCUGUGCAUGCUCCUUGCCUAAACACCUACACUCCGAUCCCAUAGAAAUUCUGUAUCUGAGAUGUCUGAAAGAAUGUAUGGGAUGGGGUGCAGAUUUCUUAUAUGUAGCAAUUUCUGAUGUAUUUGGCAGUGAAGGGGAUGCAGUAUUGUAGUUACUGAUUUCUUUUUACCACAACCUGUGUACAUCUUGUGGGUGAGUUGGUUAAAGGUACAGUGCUCAGUUUAAAAACAUUUCAGUUGCACUGUCUGAAUGAGCGGAUCUGAAGCGUCAGGAUGAGCAAUGCCAGAGGUUCGGUAUCUCAAAAAAAAACAAACCUGAGAAGGAUUUGAAAUCAAUAAUGCUGUAGAACAUGUUCAACUCAGACCAACACGUCCCCGAGGAGUUUCCAGGAUAGGAAGUUUAUAAACUUGUAGCUUGAAAGAUGGAAAAAAGAAACAAAGAAAAAUAUAUGCAUCUUCUAUUUUGGGAAAAAAUUAGUUGGUGUAUUAGAAAUGAAUUGGUACUGUACCUUCGCCAGUAACAGGGACUUGUGCAUUGGUAGAGUUCUAUGGCUGGUUCCAUGUGACUGUGUAGUCCUAAUGCACUGGACAAAGAGGUUGAUAUCAAGGAAACUCGUUGAAGUAUUCUGCUACAUUUGAACAAAAAUAUUUAUUUUUAUGAGGAAUGGUCAGUGCCUAUGAGAUGAGAAUUAGUAUCCUGCGUGUAGGGAGAGAUGGGAAGGAGAGGGAAGGGGAGUUUUCCUCAUUUUUUUUCAUAAACUAAAUUAACAAGGUAGUUUUUAAAAUGUGAGGGCAGGGGGGAAGGGGUUUCUUGGUUUGCUGGCUAAAUCAUCCCCAAGUACCUUUUUAUAAUAAAAAUUUAUAUGAAACUUACCUUCUCUUUUGAUCUCCCACCAUUUCUUAACAGAAAUGAGUUAAUGAGAGAAUCUUCCAGGAGGUGUGAGUACAAUUUAGGUGUUGGUGUCAGUGCAUGCGCAUUCUCAACUUUUAAAGGAAUGCUCUACAUAAAUUUGCUGACUUUGUUUUCAAACUGAGCAGUCUCUGAAGACCGUUUGUAUUUUAAUCCUCUUAAUGCUUGUGGACAACGUGUUUGGGGGAAAAAAUCUUUUAACACUACGUGAAGGGUAGACCUGAACAAGACAGAAGCCUUGCAAUACAAAAUCAUUGUCUUUCAAAAACAAUUCUGAUAUGGCACCUGCACAGUUCAGCCCUUGGAGCCGUUGCUGCUGUUACGUUUUUGGGAAUCUCUGAUGGGCUUCUGAAUUCUGCUGCACUUUAGAAAUUUUGUCAUGCAUUAAAAAAAAAAAUAAAAUUAUGCCAAUGGGUGGGGGCAAUACAGAACUGCAAUGGCAGCAUUCCAGCCCAUGUGGAGAGGGUGAGAAGAGAGUUCUCCCAUGUGUAAGCAUUCUCUGCAGACUGGAUUAGCUGCAUUCAAGAUAUUGUGAGUUAAAAGCCUAAAAAUCAGGGGAGUAGUUAAAGCUGUUGGGUUGCAGUCCAGGGACCUGAGGUGAUGUGAUCUGCCUGGAUCUUGUGGCUUAUUUCUUGCUACUUCGUGGUCAUAAAUAAGGUCAGGCUUCAAAGUCUAAUUUUAAUGGUGUCUUUGAUGCUAGAUGGACUUUGGUAUUGCCUGUUUCUUGGUGUUUUUGACUUGGAGUUCUUGAGAUUUUUUUCCUCCAUUGUAAAUUUAUGUUGCCAACAACAACAAAAACAGCACUAAAACUUUUAUCUGCUGACGUCUGUGUUGGCUUCAAAGUCCAGUUGUAAUGUUAAUAGCUGUGAAGAUACUUGUGUGAAGUUUGUGCAUCUUUGAGCUUCUUGUAUUUCCUGGCUACAGGCUUGUUGAAGUACGCUGGACUGAAGACAAAAGUAAUGGCUGCUUUUCACUAGAGAGUUGAAAUUAGAGAAAGUAUGUGAAGUAUUAAAGAUUUUUCUCUAUAAAGUCGGGGGGUUGGCUCUCUUAGUUAAUCCCAUCUGUAAUACAGCCCGAUUCUUAUUUAGGAAUUCAGCCUCUUUCUUCAGUGCAUUAUUUAUAUUUUAAACUGGACAUUUUCACCAAAACCUUAAUUAACUUUGAUGCCAAAGGUUGAGACUUCAUCAAGUGCUUUUAGCACAUAGAGCUUCAGACUACUGGCAUAAAGAGUUAAUGAUAUAAAUGUGACUUUUAUGGCUUUUAAGAGAACCAAACAAAGCAAUAUUCUUUUUGGUCUUUUAAGAGUUGAUGCGUAGAAGGAGUAGAACUAACACAGAAUUGCUAUUUCCUGCUGCCACGUAACGGUUGGUCAGGUUCGUUCUAUUGAGGGAAUAUGUGAAUUUUUCUUCUUGUGUUGCUUGGGCAGUGUCAAUAAUUACUUUCUCCCCUGGUAAAGAUGUAGAGUGUUCUUGUUAUUGGUUUUGGUGAAAGUAGAAUCCAGAUAGCAACAGCUGCUGGCUGAUAUGAAGAGGUCAGUCUGGUCACUGGACCCUCCAGCAGUCAGAAAAAUGAACUUACAUUUUGACAGAAAAAUGAACUUACUUGAAAAAACAUUUUACUAAACCAUUUUCCCUCUAACCAAUUUUUGUAAUAUAUUAAAGAUUAUAUUUAAAGUUUGUAUGUGUUCGCUCUCGGCAAGUUUACUUCCCCUCCAACUUGAGCACUUUUGUUACUCGUACUGGUUAUUUUUAUUGUUGGUCUUAACAUUUAUUUUGUAUUUUGUUUUUUACAAACUGUAACAAAAAGCUUUUGUGAACCUUUGAUUCUUGCUGGCUCUUUCUUGGACCAAAUGAACUGACUAUGAGCUGGCUUAGAAGAAAUGUUCAUUGGGAUGCAUAGGAAUUUGCUAGCAGAAAUGUACAUGUAUUGAAAGCUUUCUUCCUCUGAAGUGCUUGAGCUGUGUCUGAAAGUAAUUGUUAUCUCACAUGACCACACCUUCAGUCUUGAUCCAAAAUAAUGGCUGGAACAAAGGUGUUCCAGGACUGACUCCGGACACCAGAACUGCUCUGUGGCUGGUCACUCUAUAACCACCCUUUUGAUUGAGGAAAGGCAGAAACCUCUGUUAAACUGCAGAUUGGCUGUGACCUGAGCUGCAGAGUUUAGUGAGGGAUUCCCUCCCACCUGUCAGUCUGACCACUGCUGCUGUGUACUCUUAGCGAUCCGCUCAUCUAAAUUCUUAUCUGCUGGUUCAAACCGCUCUUCUCCCUCAGUCACUGCAGGUUAUACAAUGACAGACUGUAUUAACUGUGCUGUAAUUCAGCCUUAGCUUCACACUAGCAGUGCCCAGCGCGGUUGUCUGUGAGCAGGUGCCCCACAUGCUUGCAGUCAGUAGGAAUUGCAGGAGCAGGGAGGGAGUUUAUGAAGAGCCUUUAAUUUAAAUCUGAUCUCAGAAGUGCUGACAAAGUCAUUGCUGUGCCCGUAAACCGAGUGGUCACCAGUAGCUCCCAGCAGCUGAGAGCAGUGCAGGAGUUCCUCAGUGCUGUGUCCCAUCUCUGGUGCACGUAACGCUUCCUCCAAGCAGUGCUUGUACAGAGAUGUAUCUGCACGCUCAUCUCAGCAGUCAGACAGCAACAGCAGCGGCUGGAGAGGCACAGAGCAAACUUGUGACAUCUCCAUUCUUUGAUAAUGGAGACGAGUGGGAGAAGCUGACAAAUUGUUGUUAAACUGUUUGGACAUUGUGUUGUUCUUCAUUUAGGCUCAUGUUAAGCCAACGACUGGUCUGAACGCUUCUGUAGAAGGAACGGAGGCUUCGGAGGUUCCUUCUUUAAGGACUGCUAGGAAUGGUUUCAGCCCUAAAGCACGACUCCUCAGGUGUUGAGUUGUGCCUCACUGUUCCUUAAUCUCCUACAAUGCUUUCUUUUACAGGUGACAUGGCUGUGCUGCUGUUUUGUCCUAGCAAUACUGUACAUCAUUUGUUGUUUCACUAUAUUGUAUCUUGAGGUAUCACAAUAAAAGCUUUCAAUUGUUUUGUUGA